Thelazia callipaeda (thelaziosis nematode) is the source of this 2148-nucleotide messenger RNA. Lineage: Eukaryota; Metazoa; Nematoda; Chromadorea; Rhabditida; Thelaziidae. The record is from the annotation of a GenBank genome assembly.
AUGGUUGAUCAUCCAUAUGACAUUUAUGAUGAACCCGUAGCAGCUGAACUUAUAGAACGGCACCGAAAUAUUCAUUCAUGUUCAGCAACGCCACCAACACCAAGAAGACCGCCUUUGACGGUUAUGAAGCGUGGUAAUAGCAUAGUAAGCAGUGUUGAUAGUUGUUCAUCACCUGUAUGUACCUUUGGACGUGAUUACGUAUACUCAUUACAUCAAAACGUGAAGUCAUCUCUGCUCUAUGGUAAGAAUAAUAUCACAGUUACCAUUUCACCAGAUGGGCCACCGAUGAAAGGUUACUUAUCGUUGCAUCAAAAUUCACUUGGAAAUGUUACAGUUAAAUGGACUCCAAACCAAUUAAUGCAUUCAAGUUCACAGCCUUCCUCAGCUUCUUAUGAUUAUCUUCAUUGUGACAACGAUUGGCUAUGGAGACAUAUUGUGAAUAUCAAUAUCAGUGACAUUAUUUACAUACAUGUACAUCAAUACAAUGAAGAUUCACCGAGUACACUAAUCUUUGUGGGAGGUGAUGGAAUUCAGCAUUCACCAAUGCAAUUUGCAGUUGGCCAUCAUCUGUUGGCAUUUCUUUCUUGCUUAGAAAGUGGCAUAGCACCGUUCAGUCGACUCGAUCCACCUUUAUGGUUUUCAAAAGACAAAGGUAAAAUAUUACCAAAAUUGCGUAGAAGAAGCAUAACUGCAUCGAAUGAUUCAAGCACAAGUUCAACGGAAGAUAACAAGCUACAGGAUUACGUGUUUCGAAUAGUUCACUGUUAUACUUCUGCUAUGCGUCUCGCUGAAUCAAGUAAUUCUGAAAUAAGAUCACAUGAAUCUUAUCCAGUGGUUGGAAAGCCAAGCAAACGAGAAGAAAAACGAACAAUAAGUGAAAGCGAAGUAAAUGAACUAAUGAAGCAAAAUUUUAACAACGCUUGUUCUUCGAUGAAAACUCAAAUAUUGGCCCGUACUUUCUAUGGAUGGUUGGCAUAUUGUGGACACUUGCGCACAAUUCGAAAUCAUUUAUCGAUUUUGAUAGAUUCCAAAGCGAUAAUAGAAGAUGCGUGUACGCCAGUUGAUGAAAAUUUUUGGAUGGAAUGUAGAAAAUUCAAAACAGAAAAGUUGGAAAAAGAAUUCUUAUCGCGAGUUUAUCGUUAUGGUAUACGUGAAAAUGAAUCUCACACGCUACGACGUAAAGUUUGGCCAUAUUUGUUAGGUCUAGUAAAGUGGACAGAUGAUUUUGAACAACUUCAAAAUACCUAUCGUGCAAAAUACUACAAUGACGUGGUAGAAUGGGAAAAAUUGGAAAAAGUUAUUCGUGAACGAGAUAAAGAAGCAUUUGCUGCAGCCCGACUUCGAUAUCAAACUUAUAAUGCUGAUGUUGAAGGCAAUACAUGCUUUCAAGACUUAUCUUUUAACAACGAAGUAUUCGAAGAAGGUGAAGAGUCAAACAAAAUGAGUAAAAAAUCGAGUGAGGAUGAUUUAAUCGAAAAAUUUGGAGCUAAUUUGCACCGUAUUGAGAAAGAUGUGGAACGCUGUGAUCGGAGUUCUGUUUAUUUUGCCAAAAAAGAGAAUUUGUGCAAGUUGAAAACAGUAAUGUGUACUCAUAUAUGGAGGAACAUAAAUGAAGGCUAUACUCAAGGCAUGUGUGAUAUUGCUGCUCCAUUACUUGUCAUCUUUGACGAUGAACCAUUGGUAUUAGCAUGUUUUGACCAACUUAUGGUUCGAAUGAAGAAGAAUUUCCCUCAUCGUACUGGUAUGGAUGACAAUUUGGCUUGUAUGAGUUCCCUUAUUCAGGUGAUGGAUCCAGAAUUCUAUGAGUACAUAGCCGAAGGUGAUGCAACACAUCUUUAUUUUUGUUAUCGAUGGUUUUUACUGGAUUUCAAAAGGGAGCUAACUUAUACUCAAAUAUUUCGAGUUUGGGAAGUAAUUUGGGCCGCUUCUUCAUUACUGACAAAUCAUUUCCAUCUAUUCUUCGCUCUAGCAAUGAUUAUUGCUUAUCGCCAUGUGAUUAUUGACAAUCGGAUGGAUUUUACUGAUGUUAUCAAGUUUUAUAACGAAAUGGCAGAGAGACACAAUGUUGAUGAACUUUUGGAUUCAGCUCGUAGUCUUCUUGAACGCUUGCGAGCAAUUAUUGUGGAACUUGAACAACCAAAAAGCUGA